This is a messenger RNA of Teleopsis dalmanni, 654 nucleotides long. RefSeq names its product synaptogyrin-like. Bases 25 to 654 code for a protein of 209 amino acids. The transcript has 4 exons. The record is from RefSeq and is a predicted model, not a curated record. Gene Ontology annotation, cellular component: neuromuscular junction; synaptic vesicle membrane. NCBI's taxonomy places the organism in Eukaryota, Metazoa, Arthropoda, Insecta, Diptera, Diopsidae.
GCACAUGAAGACAUUUAACGUUCUAUGUUUAACGUUUCAUUGCAGCUUUUCUCAAUUGUUGUUUUCGGUUGUAUAUCAUCGGAGGGUUGGCGUGAGGAGAAUGGCAAAGACGUAUGUCUAUUUAAUGGUGAUGGAAUGGCUUGCAAGUAUGGCAACACAAUUGGAUUCUUUGGUUUCUUGGCGUCGAUGGCAUUCAUUGCUGGUGAAUUUCUGUUUGAGCGCAUGUCAUCGGUGAAGAGCAGAAAACGUUAUGUGAUGGCGGACAUGGGCUUUUCAGCAUUCUGGACUUUUAUGUAUUUCAUUGCAUUUAUUUAUUUAUGGUCACAAUGGAGUUCAGCACCAAUGCCUCCAGGCGGUAUUGGUGCUAGCAAUAUGCAAGCAUCAAUUGUUUUUUGUUUCUUCUCUAUAUUCACAUGGGCUUUAUGUGCGUUUCUGGCUUAUAAACGUUUUCUCAUUGGAGCUGGCGAUGAAUUUACCUCAGCCUUUGAAACAGAUCCAGCAAAUGUGGUGCAUCAGCAAGCGUACACAAGCUAUUCAAUGGAUAAUGAUAAUGAUCAAUAUAGUGCAUCUCCAUUCAGUGGACAACAAGUUCAAUACGAACUCAACGCGUUUUGCCAAUCGAUGCUGGAUAAAAGUGUUUUACAAUUGUUAUAG